Molecule: messenger RNA, 414 nt
Organism: Vicia faba (fava bean)
Lineage: Eukaryota; Viridiplantae; Streptophyta; Magnoliopsida; Fabales; Fabaceae
Source: the annotation of a GenBank genome assembly
AUGGGCAGACGUACAAGCACCGGUCUGGUACUCUUCGCGUGGCUCGGUAAGCGAGAACUUCCGGAAUGCAAGGCAUAUCUAGCUUUCACUCAACUAUAUGAUACUAGUUGCUCUUACUGUAACAGAAAUAGCACCGCUUGCUUAUUCAAGACCGCCACUUCUAUAACACCAACUGCGGAUACCGUACCUUCAUGUACAGCUUUCUUCUUUCACAACUCUUUCCUCCUAACGCUGGCUUUCUUUCUAAUGAAAGGGCCUAAGACUCAGGGGCGUGCGUGGGGGCAUUACGGGAUUGAGAGCAAUUGGCUGAUAGGUGGAAGUAUUCAAGAUAACUAUAGAGCGGAAUGCUUGGAGCGAGCCGAGCGCUUUCCUUUUAGCCGUGUAACUUGGCCUAUUGGUCUACUGGUCUAUUAG